AUGGCAGAAGAAGAAGUUACUGAUCAAACGGAGCCUCAAGAAGAUAGACUAUCUGCUGAAUCGGAAGAUGAUAUAAAGCUUACAAGGAGGAAAAAACUGACUCUGUUUCUGUCCGUCUACUGGCGCGGUUUGCUCUGUCUAUUGACUCCAAUUAUAUUACUUCUUAUGCUGCUACCGUUUCCACCACAGAAAUAUCAAUGGGCUGGUUAUACACUAUGUUUGAUGGCUGUAUUUUGGGUUACGGAAUGCAUACCAUUGACAAUUACAUCUUUUCUUCCUAUCGUUAUCUUUCCUUUAACCGGUAUUAUGGACACACGAACCACUUGUCUGUGUUAUAUAAAUGACACGGUUCUGAUGUUCUGCGGAAGUAUGAUCUUAGCACAAGCUGUGGAACAGUCAGGGCUACAUCAAAGACUAGCCUUGCAUACUAUCAGACUCAUCGGAUAUUCGCACUACAGACUGCUGUUUGCGAUGUCAAUCACGACAAUGUUCAUUUCAAUGUGGAUCACUAAUACCGCAGCGUCAUCUAUGAUGGUUCCCAUUAUUUUCGCUCUGUUGGAUGUUUUCGAAAAACAAAAUCUUAUACAAGUCUAUGAAUUGGACAGCGAUGGUGUACAAGUUGCCUCAGAUAUAACUACUUGUUAUUUUUGCGCUGCAUCCUUUUCAGCAACUAUUGGAGGAAUUGGUACUUUAGUGGGCACUGCAACUAAUUUAGUAUUCAAAGGACUCUUCGAAAGGGCAUAUCCCUCGGCACCCGAGUAUUUGUCUUUUCCAAAGUUCUCCGCAUUUUCCAUUCCAUAUAUGCUUGUAUUGGAAGCAGGACUUUACUUUUACAUGAUAUUCAUGUAUCUGGGAUUUUUAAGACCUAAAACGAAAGCCGCUCAGAGCACGCAAAUACCCGAAUCAGGAGUGGAAGCUGCUAGGAAUACCGUUGAAGAAACACUGAAAAAAAUGGGGAAAAUAACCUUUUGGGAAAUUAUGGUAAUAAUAUUAUUCAGUGGUGUAGUUGUAAUGUUUUUCUCACGUGCUCCACAAAUAUUCUACGGGUGGGGAGACUAUAUUUCUGAUUACUACGGUCUGAAUAACAAUAAAUUUGUUCAAGACUCUGCCGCAGCGUUCUUAGUUUGCUUUUUAAUGCUUUUAUUGCCAUCUAAUUUGGACUUUUUUCGCAACUUCUACGUUAAGGACGAGCUGCCUAAUAAGCCAGUGCCGUCAGUUUUGGAUUGGACAGUAAUGAAUAAAAACAUGCCAUACAGUUUUAUGUUCCUCCUGGGUGGUGGAUUUGCGCUCUCGGAAGCUGCUAAAAAGGAAUAUUCAGAUCUGAAUGGGUACAUCGGAAAUGCACUCAGACAUCUCAACAUUUUUCCGAAUUACUUUAUCAUAUUGCUGAUAAUCAUAUUUACAGUCUUUAUAACAAACUUUGCGUCAAAUGUCAGUGUAUGUAAUAUCGUCACGCCAAUAGUGAUGCAAUUGGGCAAAGAAAUAAACAUUCACCCUCUUUGGUAUAACAUUGCCUCCGGUAUUUCAGCUUCUUUUUGUUUUUGUUUGCCUGUUGGCACUCCGGGCAAUUUAGUUAUCCAGGGCGCUGCUAAAAUACCUACAAUGAAAAUGGUAAAAGCUGGUGUUGGUCCAACUGUUACGACCAUAUUGUUGACGUGGAUAAGCAUGUGUUUCUGGGCGCCUGUUGUAUGGCCCGAUUUCAACAAAUACACGUCCGAUUUGAGUUGGAUGGAUAAAUAA
Messenger RNA from Helicoverpa zea (corn earworm), 1740 nucleotides. RefSeq names its product protein I'm not dead yet-like. Gene Ontology annotation, cellular component: membrane. Bases 1 to 1740 code for a protein of 579 amino acids. NCBI's taxonomy places the organism in Eukaryota, Metazoa, Arthropoda, Insecta, Lepidoptera, Noctuidae. The transcript is spliced from 15 exons. The record is from RefSeq and is a predicted model, not a curated record. Gene Ontology annotation, molecular function: citrate transmembrane transporter activity; succinate transmembrane transporter activity. Gene Ontology annotation, biological process: monoatomic anion transmembrane transport; citrate transport.